AUGCUUACGGGCUUGAUUUUUCUCUUGUGUGAGCCAGCCCGAUUUCCGGACAAGGGAUUCGCCUCGAUGGAAGUCAUCCCCAACCUCCGCCACCAAAUCGACCUCCCCCGUGGACCAGAAAGCUGGGGUUACGGGGACUAUGACCAAGGACCACCCGCCAAUCAUUUCGUGGACCAUGGCUAUGAAUCCAUCCCCAGAUAUCGAGAUACCUCCUAUUACAAUUCUGCCAGUCCGUCUCAAUUCAGUAGCGAAGGUCGAAGUUUCUCACGAAGUCCAUUAAGUGAAACUGAUGAGGAUUUGGAAGAUCGUAUACUAGAAGAAGGCUUUAGCGGAAAGGUAGGCGUUCCUACUUGGCAAGAACAUGGACGCAGAAGUCAAACGCCUUCGCCGAGUGCUCCACCCUUUUCCGGGUUCAUCAUGCCCAAUCUGAGGAGGAACGUCAACCUGAUUCAACCACGGUUGAAGGUUGAGACAGUCCACCAAAAAUAA
This is a messenger RNA of Tigriopus californicus, 489 nucleotides long. RefSeq lists its product as uncharacterized. The record is from RefSeq and is a predicted model, not a curated record. The coding region runs from base 1 to 489 and encodes 162 amino acids. The transcript has 2 exons. Lineage: Eukaryota; Metazoa; Arthropoda; Copepoda; Harpacticoida; Harpacticidae.